Molecule: messenger RNA, 1212 nt
Organism: Eruca vesicaria subsp. sativa (arugula)
Lineage: Eukaryota; Viridiplantae; Streptophyta; Magnoliopsida; Brassicales; Brassicaceae
Source: the annotation of a GenBank genome assembly
CUGGAAUCCUCGCCGGCGUAAACAAAAGUUGAAUGAAGGAAGCUUCUUUUUGAUAUGCGGUAAGAAGCAAUCAUCGUUCGUUCAAUCAAAAACUAAGAAGGGCUAACUACAUAUCAAUGGAAGCUGAAGAUGACCUCUUCGAUGGUAAUUAUACUCCCUAUACCAAGAGGAAAGUUGAAAGCUUCUUUGGUCUCUUCUGCGUUAUGAGAAAGAGAAUUCGUGGGGACAUCUCUGUUGAUGAUGAUAUGUCUUAUUCGGACGCAGAGGAGGGUGAUGAUGACUUUUGCUGCAGUGACAGUGACACAGACCUGUCUGAAUGUUCAGAGUUUGAUAUUAUAUUACAAGACAAUGGUUUAAUUGAGUCUGAGUCUCUGUCUACAUGCAACUCUCCUUGUCUCAGUGAGGAUCAUAAGAUUGGUUUUGAAACCUCUUCAAUGCCUUUAAAGAAAACCCUUGAAGGACCUGGUAGGCCAUUGUCAGUGUGUGGAUCUGUAGUCGCAGUCAGAAACAUACCUUUACUGGGAGAUAGUAAUGGUAAGGAUGCAGAGAUUUCUCAAACUAUGUACAAGGAAGAAGAUGUUGAUGAUGAAGAUGAGAUGUCUUUUUCUGAAAUUGAUGCAAUGAUACGCAGAUUGAAUCUGAUCCCGGAUGAUGAAUCAGAUUCAUUCUUAGAUUUGGAAGAACGGAACAAGUCUAAGCAUCCAAGAUAUACAUUACUUGGACUGGAACACUGCUCAGUGACUUCAAUUCCGAGAGGGAUUAUUUCUCAAGGGGCAAUAGCUGUCCUUCACGGUCGUGAUUUGAAGCAUUUUAUUAGGAAACACGAGGUAAUUAUUGGGAGAUCAUCUGAUGGAAUGAAUGUGGACAUUGACUUGGGUUUAUAUGGUUAUGGGAGUAAGAUAUCUCGGCGGCAGGCAUUGGUGAAGCUAGAGAACAACGGAUCAUUCUCUCUAAAGAACCUUGGAAAGCGACAUAUCCUUGUAAAUGGGGAGAAGCUCAGUACAGAACAGAUUGUAUCCCUCACAUCAUGUAGCUCAGUCAACAUUAGAGGAGAAGUCUUUGUGUUCAAGAUUAACAAAGAAGCAGUGAGACAAUUCUUGAAGAACAACACACGGAGAAACAACAAAGACGACACCAAGUUCAGAUGGGUCGAAUAGAUUAUUGUUAGUACCUUUUGCUCUACUCGCCUCUGCAUAGUCUUAUUCACCCACC